Talpa occidentalis (Iberian mole) is the source of this 5321-nucleotide messenger RNA. It is a transcript of the gene EFR3A, whose product is annotated as EFR3 homolog A. Lineage: Eukaryota; Metazoa; Chordata; Mammalia; Eulipotyphla; Talpidae. Gene Ontology annotation, cellular component: plasma membrane. The coding region runs from base 223 to 2688 and encodes 821 amino acids. The transcript has 23 exons. Gene Ontology annotation, biological process: protein localization to plasma membrane. The record is from RefSeq and is a predicted model, not a curated record.
CGCGUCGUCCGGCGCGGAGCGGGCCGGUGCUGCCCGCGGUCGCCGGUAUCGUUGCGUGAGCGGCGGCGCCCGCCCGCUCCCCCCCGCCCUCCGCCCUUCGCCCUCCGCCCUUCGCCCCGUCCGGCCUCCGCGGCCCGGCGCCGGCGCGUCAUGGUGCCGUCGGCGCGCCCGGCGCGGCCCCGCUGAGCGUCGUGGGGGCGACGACCGCGGCCCGGGGUCACCAUGCCCACCCGGGUGUGUUGCUGCUGUUCUGCGUUGCGUCCUCGCUACAAACGCCUGGUGGACAACAUAUUCCCUGAAGAUCCAAAAGAUGGCCUUGUUAAAGCUGAUAUGGAGAAAUUGACAUUUUAUGCAGUAUCUGCUCCAGAGAAACUGGAUCGAAUUGGCGCUUACCUGGCUGAAAGGUUGAGCAGGGAUGUUGUCAGACAUCGAUCCGGGUAUGUUUUAAUUGCUAUGGAGGCCUUGGACCAACUUCUUAUGGCCUGCCAUUCUCAAAGCAUCAAGCCAUUUGUAGAAAGUUUUCUUCAUAUGGUAGCCAAGCUGCUGGAAUCAGGGGAACCAAAGCUUCAAGUUCUUGGAACAAAUUCUUUUGUUAAAUUUGCAAAUAUUGAAGAAGACACACCAUCCUACCACAGACGUUACGACUUUUUUGUAUCUCGCUUCAGUGCUAUGUGUCAUUCCUGCCACAGCGAUCCUGAAAUACGGACAGAAAUCCGAAUUGCUGGAAUCAGGGGUAUUCAAGGUGUGGUUCGCAAGACAGUUAAUGAUGAACUCCGGGCUACCAUCUGGGAACCUCAACAUAUGGAUAAAAUUGUUCCAUCCCUGCUGUUUAACAUGCAAAAGAUAGAAGAGGUCGAGAGUCGAAUAGGCCCUCCUUCUUCUCCCACAGCAGCUGAAAAGGAAGAGAAUCCUGCUGUGCUGGCUGAAAACUGUUUCAGAGAACUGCUGGGGCGAGCCACUUUUGGGAAUAUGAAUAAUGCAGUUAGACCAGUUUUUGCGCAUUUAGAUCAUCACAAACUGUGGGAUCCCAAUGAAUUUGCAGUUCACUGCUUUAAAAUUAUAAUGUAUUCCAUUCAGGCCCAGUAUUCUCAUCAUGUGAUCCAGGAGAUUCUAGGACACCUUGAUGCUCGUAAAAAAGACUCUCCACGGGUCCGAGCAGGUAUUAUUCAGGUUCUGUUAGAGGCUGUUGCCAUUGCUGCUAAAGGCUCCAUAGGACCCACAGUGCUGGAAGUUUUUAACACGCUAUUGAAGCACCUGCGACUCAGUGUGGAAUUUGAAGCCAAUGAUUUGCAAGGGGGAUCUUUAGGCAGUGCCAACUUGAACACAAGUUCCAAAGACAACGAUGAGAAAAUAGUGCAGAAUGCUAUCAUCCAAACAAUAGGAUUUUUUGGAAGUAACCUCCCAGAUUAUCAGAGGUCAGAAAUAAUGAUGUUCAUUAUGGGGAAGGUCCCCGUGUUUGGAAGCAGCACCCAUACUCUGGAUGUCAGCCAGCUCGGGGAUUUAGGAACCAGGCGGAUUCAGAUAAUGUUGCUGAGAUCUUUGCUAAUGGUGACCUCUGGAUACAAAGCUAAGACUAUUGUUACUGCCCUGCCUGGGUCUUUUCUGGAUCCUUUGUUAUCACCAUCCCUCAUGGAAGACUAUGAACUGAGACAGUUAGUCUUAGAAGUAAUGCAUAAUCUCAUGGAUCGCCACGACAACAGGGCAAAGCUUCGAGGGAUCAGAAUAAUACCAGAUGUAGCUGACCUAAAGAUAAAAAGAGAAAAAAUUUGUAGACAAGAUACAAGUUUCAUGAAAAAGAAUGGGCAGCAGCUCUAUCGGCAUAUAUAUUUGGGCUGUAAAGAGGAAGACAAUGUGCAGAAAAACUAUGAGCUACUUUAUACCUCUCUUGCUCUCAUGACGAUUGAAUUGGCAAAUGAAGAAGUGGUUAUCGAUCUCAUUCGAUUAGCCAUUGCUUUACAGGACAGCGCCAUCAUCAAUGAGGACAAUUUGUCCAUGUUCCAUCGUUGCGGGAUCAUGGCUCUGGUAGCAGCGUAUCUCAACUUUGUCAGCCAGAUGAUCGCUGUCCCUGCAUUUUGCCAGCAUGUUAGUAAGGUUAUUGAAAUUCGAACUAUGGAAGCCCCUUAUUUUCUACCAGAACAUAUUUUCAGAGAUAAGUGCAUGCUUCCAAAGACUUUAGAGAAGCAUGACAAAAAUUUGUACUUUUUGAUCAAUAAAAUUUCUGAGUCACUGGGUGGAAGUGGCUAUAGUGUUGACAGACUGUCCGUGCCAUAUGUCCCGCAGGUCACAGAUGAAGAUCGACUUUCUAGAAGAAAAAGUAUUGUGGACACUGUAUCCAUUCAGGUGGAUAUUUUACCCAACAGCUUUCCAUCUGAUGAUGUGGUGAGUAACACGGAAGAAAUCACCUUUGAAGCAUUAAAGAAAGCUAUUGAUACCAAUGGAAUGGAAGAGCAGGAAAAGGAGAAAAGGCGGCUUGUGAUAGAAAAAUUCCAGAAGGCACCUUUUGAGGAAAUAGCAGCGCAGUGUGAAUCCAAAGCAAAUUUGCUUCAUGAUAGACUUGCUCAAAUAUUGGAACUCACCAUACGCCCUCCUCCCAGUCCAUCGGGAACACUGACCAUUACUUCCGGGCAUGCCCAGUACCAGUCUGUCCCAGUCUAUGAGAUGAAGUUUCCAGAUUUGUGUGUGUACUAAGCAGCUCAUGAAGACCUCAGCAUAGGACUUUAAAAGCUAAAAAUUGAGGCCAAACUGAGUUUUCAGGAUUUACUUAAUGUGUAGUAACAUAUUUCUUGAAAAUAAUGAUGGAACCUAUUUUUAACCAAAUGCUUAGCAUACCAUAGCAGAAAUUUUAGAACUAUAUAUAAUUUAGAGUACUUUUGAAGAUAGAUUUAUGCCUUGUUAAUUUCUUCUGAGAUUCCUGUUGGCUUUUAAAGUUGAACCUAUGUAGGUCUCAUAUUAUUCCAUUGUUCAAUAGUACAUUUUAAAGAUUUCACAGAGAUUAACAACAAAAUAAGCCUCCAGAGGGUUGAAAAUACAUGAAGCAUCUACUGUAUUUUGUGAACUUCUACACAGCUGCUUAGAAAUAGCAUUGCUUUUGUUUUUGGUCAUCUGCAAAAGCAAGUAAGCAAAUGUAUCCCUAGUUCCGGGCUGCACAACUGUUCUGCAGCUUGCGCCCCAUGGUUCACGUGUUGUGGUUGGCCUCCCGCUGCUUGUCGCUGUGAUGAUGUGUGAUGGCAGUCCUCCAGUGUGUGUAAUGAUGACCUCUAAUGAGUAAUAUCCUAGAAUAUGACCUUAAAAAUCACCAGACUUUAAAGUAUCUAGUUCUUGUAAUACUUUGUUUCUGCCAAGGGUUUGACCAUUCUACAUGAGAGGCUUAGAGCUUACUCUUGGAGUACCAAACUGUGGAAUAUUUUUUACAUCAUAAGAUGUAUUAGUUUACAGACUAUGCUUUGAAAUAAUAGUAGUAUUUUGCUGUGGCUCCAUUGAUUAAAUGAGAUAUAUAUUUAGUAUAGGAAAAAGACAUUUAAGACAACUACUAGUUCACCUGUGAAGAGUGUGUACAUUUUCAUUCCUAUUAAAAGCACAUUAAUUUACAGUCCAUGUUGUGCAUUGUUUUAAAUCCUCACAGUAAAAAAAUUCCCCAAGCGGACUUUUAAUUUUUAAGAUUUGAAUUAUAACUGGCAUUCAUCUCUUUUGGGGGUUUCUUAUAUUACAUUUGAAAGGAGUACCUAUCGUUUUAGCAGUCCCAGGGGUUAAGGGUCGCGUUAGGCUUCUGUUGACGGAAGCUGCUGCGCUGGCGCAUGCUCUCUGCACGUGCAGAGUGAUGCCGUGGCAUCAGGUGCAUCUCGGGGAAUCCAUCCGCAGCUGCAGCGAGCAACUUUCUUUGCGAUGCUUAUAUAGUGCUUGGAACAUUUUUUAUAAAGUCACCCAUUUAUAAUACUACUUGUUCAGGUUUGAUUUCUUUAUACAUAUAACAAUAUACAUAUCAAAACUGGUAGCUAAAAAUUUUCAAUUUUUACCUUUGGUUUUGUUUGAAAUAAUGCGGUUAUUUAUGAAAUCAUCAUAAAUAAUGUUUAUGAUGAUUUGGGCAACACUCGUAGAACCAGAAAAAAGUAAAGAACAGCAUCAUAGAACAGGAUACUCUGAUUUUAUUUUUUAAGUAUUUAAGAUUACAGCAACUUGAAACAUCUUCCAAAAAGUGCCAGUUAUUAAGCCUAUAAAAUGAUAGUCAGAUAUCCUGGACGUUUAGUAGUUGUAGGUAAGCAAGACCUGUUUCCAGAGAACAGUCAUCACCGUGGGGCUGCCUGGCCUCAUUGCAGCUCUCACUGUAACUUUGCCUGUUGAUCACAUAAAAAGUUUCACCCUUUAAUAGACCAAGUUUACUUUUUUUUAAAAUUCCUUUUUGUUUUUUGGUAUUUUUAAAGAAGGACAUUAAUUUUUGACUGCAUUUUAAAAAAAUCUAAGCAGGGGGACAUGCAAAAACAAUCAUCAUCCUCUUGGAUGUCAUUUUACAGAUUAACACUGUGUGCUUUUGUAUGAAAAGAUAUAUAAUUUAAUAGUAUAAGAAAAGAAGAUAUAUAUUCAUUUGCUCUCACGCAGAACAAACUGCUCUACAGAAUUUCCUGUUUCUCUGUGAUUAAAAAAUGCAUGUAUUGCACGUAAAGAAAAAUCAUUUCGGUCAACGGCCAUCACUUUCUUGGGGUCUGUUUGUAAACUGUUAAUUCGGUUUCUGGUUUUGAGGCCCAGUCGUCUUCGGUGUCACUGAACUUGUCCAGUUAACAGUGAUUCCCAAGAAAUGGGUCUUCACUGGGCUGUCUCUUCCAGGGCCGCAGGACACCUGCGGGGAGGAGCUGCAUGCUGUACGGAGUCGGUGUAGAGACGGAAAUUUAAGAUGCGUUGACGUUCACUGUAUUUUACUAUAUUUUUGUAGAUAUUUAAAACUUUAAUAAACUUGUUCAUUCUCUUUUUGUGGUAUGCAGUUGCUGGUAUCAUUCCUUUUUCUUUCUCCAACAUUGAAUAGUAAACAUCUAAAUGUUCCUCCUAAACUUGUGUUGUCUUUGACUGUUCACAUCGUUUGUUGGUGGGUUUACCUGAACACACACACAUCCUUCCUUAACACUUCUGCGCUUGUUCUCUUCAAAUAAUACUAUAUUAGCAACUAACUGCCCCCCUUCAGAAUGUUUUCCUGUCUGAAAAUGGAACACAUUUGUCCUAUUCAUGCCAUGUAUGUAAUAAAUGUAAUUGUUUUGAAGUGUAAAAUUCACUGUGCAAUUCAUACGUAAGCAAUAAAGCAGUCAAAUCACUCCUGUUUAAGUACUUUUUAUAAU